This is a messenger RNA of Heterocephalus glaber (naked mole-rat), 3720 nucleotides long. RefSeq names its product G protein-coupled receptor 132 (gene Gpr132). Gene Ontology annotation, biological process: G protein-coupled receptor signaling pathway; negative regulation of G2/M transition of mitotic cell cycle; G1/S transition of mitotic cell cycle. Lineage: Eukaryota; Metazoa; Chordata; Mammalia; Rodentia; Bathyergidae. Gene Ontology annotation, molecular function: G protein-coupled receptor activity. Gene Ontology annotation, cellular component: membrane. The record is from RefSeq and is a predicted model, not a curated record.
CGCCCAGCCUGGCUGCCUCUGUCCCUCUGAUGCCCAGGGGCCUCAUGGCCAAGUCCCUAGGGGGUGGGCCACAGGGCUUGGGACUUGUGCCUUGCAGCCCAAAGCGGUGGGUGUUCAAACUCCUGGACACUCUUGAGCGGGCGGCCACUGCCCCCUUCUGGGGCUGGCAGGGGCCACAGAGGGAGGGGUGUUGGGGCUGCAUGGAGCAGGGAUCCUGGCACACUCAAGAGCUCGCGCACACACACAGCCUGAGUCAAGCUGGCAGGAAGGCAGCCCCACCCCAAUAGCCCAGCACUUGCCUGGGAGGGCUGACCUCUGCUGGAUGGAGCAGGUCUGAGGGCCCUGUGUACCCCUUCCCCUGGCAGCCUUGAGGUCUCCUGUGCUGGUGCACGUGGACCUGGUUCCCAAGGACCAGAGACCGCCCCCAGGCACCAAGCGGAGUGCAAGCCCAGCGCUCUGCCCUGCCCAGCCACAGCAAGGAUGCCUUCCUACCCCCACUUUGCAGGUGGUGAAACUGAGGCCCACAGAGUUCAAAUGAUUUUGCAGGAAGCUAGAGGCUGCACAGCAGGUUUGGGAGUGGGGUGGGGUGGGGUGGUGGGAUCCUGGAGACUGACUUUCUACUCCGGAACACCAGGAGGGCGGCAAGUCCUCUUCAGACCUGGUCCUCAGCGGGGACUGUGCUCACAGUGACAGCCAGGCUGAGGCACAGAGCCCAGGGGCAGCCCCUCUUCUGUCUGCACCCCCUCACGCUCCUGGGCUGGUGCACCCUGGCCUCACACUUGGAGCCUAUCGCCCCCUGGUGGGCACAAGGUGCUGAGGGGCAGGACUGCCUACCCCAGGGAGCAUGGACCAGGGGCAGGCAGAGGGUGCUGUGAGGGGCCCAGGCCAGGGCAGCAGGCUGUGGAGCUGCACGGAAGGCUGUCUUCAGGGAGGCUGUGGUCCAGAGCUCGGGAAGGCAGCAGGGCUGAGGGACCGUGUCCCUAGUGGUGGUGCUGGAGGAGCCAUGGUGGACGACCCCUCUUCCCCAGGCCUCCCCAUUGCUCCAGAGAGGGAGGGAGGGACCAUCUGCUCCCCCAGUGACUGCACUGGGGAAGCAGAGCCUCCCUGUUCGCUCCUGAGCUUGGGGGCCAACACUGCCCCAGCAUCGCUCAAUCACUUUGACAAACCCGCUGCAGGCUUCCCAGAGCCAGGUGUGGAGGCUUCACCCUGGCUGGGAUCCAACCUUCUGCUCAGGGUCUGCACUGGGAUGAGCCAGUCCCCUUCCUGGGCUCUGUAGCCACAGAGCUGCCCCUUCCUGGCCUCUGUAGCCACAGAGCUGGUGACCGUGGCCUGGAGGGUGAGUUAGGGUUGCUAUCAGCUCUCAAGCACAGGCCUGCUCUCUCAGGAGCUGGGCCUCGCACUCUCUGGAGCCCUGGAUGGGGGCUGACCAGGAAGGGGACGGGGCUGACAAACCAGAAGCAGGGACUGGCGUGCCCUGGGCAGAAGACUGUGCGCACAGCAUGCUCCUGCAGUCAGACACAUGCGCAUGGCACAAGCACAGCUGCACACCCUUCCCACGGGCACCCUGUUCCCAUACCUUCAAGCCUAGGAUGUCAUAAUGGAACCAUCAGGAAGAAAUGUGAGUGUUUAAAGGUCCAUGAAACCUGAGUCCUCACGGUCUAAUCACCUUAGAUGAUGCCCAUCUCCCAGCACUGCUGCACUGGGUCCCAAGUCUCCAACCCAUGUUUUGGGGAGGCACAGUCAAUCCAUAGCAGAAGCGUGGGGCCGGAAGGACCCGUUUUGCAGCUGAAGUCUUCGAGAAGGGCAGAGGUCAGUGCUGCCCUAACCCUAGCCCAAGGACUGGGAGUUUCAACAGGAGAGCGGCAGCUUGGAGGAGCCCCCACCCCCUGGUCCAGAGGGACCAGCCCAGGGCACAGGGCAGCAGGGCUGCCCAGAGUCCAGGAGGAGCACGACCUGCACCCCCAGCUGGUGACAAGAGAGGGGACCCCUAGGACAGCAGCCUGAGGCCCCGAUCUCGGUUGCUCCUCAAGCUCCAGGAUCUGAGGUGGCUGCAUCCCAACAGCCUGAGGGGGAAGUGGAUGGACCAGGAAAGUGAGGAGCCUGUUGUCGUCACUGGAGGUAUCACCCCACCCAGGCUUGCGGUUAGGGGAGUUUCAGGCGCUGCAUGGGGACCCUGUGACUUCCUGAAACCUGUCUGCAGGUCUCCAGGGAGGGUGUGCAGCUCUGACGAUGGACAGCCCGGGAGCGUCUCAGGUGGCUUGGUCCGUGGCCUGGGGCUCCUUCUUCCCUCCAGGGCUGCUCAGACAAGAGGCAAGAGGAAUACACUGGGACUCUGCCAGCUGGCUGAGAUCAGGGGCUGGCAGCCUGCAGGCUUCCUAGGCUGGCCUUGAACUCACUACGUAGUCCAGGCUGGCCUGGAACUCACCACAGUCCUCUUGCCUCAGCCUCCUGAGUGCUGGGAUUACAAGUCUACACAGGCAGAGUGUCCUCACCUGGCAGCAGGGUGCAUGACGUGCAUGAGGAAGCUUGCUUUGGAGCCGCCCUGAGACUGCACCUGCAGCUAUGCCAGAAAACACCACCCUGGUGACCACCCCGGACCUCGCUGGGGAGCUCUGCAAUGCAUCCUUCGACGACAGCAAGAUGACGCUGCUGGUGGUGUACAGUGUGGUGUGCGCGCUGGGUCUGCCUGCCAAUUGCCUGACGGCCUGGCUGACACUGCUGCAGGCCCUGCAGGGCAACGUGCUGGCUGUCUACCUGUUCUGCCUGGCACUCUGCGAGGUGCUGUACAUCAGCACGCUGCCACUCUGGGUCAUCUACAUCCAGAACCAGCACCACUGGACCCUGGGCCCACGCGCCUGCAAGGUGACUGCCUACAUCUUCUUCUGCAACAUCUAUAUCAGCAUCCUCCUACUCUGCUGCAUCUCCUGUGACCGCUUCACAGCAGUGGUGUACGCGCUGGAGAGCCGGGGCCACCGCCACCAGAAGACUGCCAUGCUAAUCUCUGCAGGCAUCUUUGUCCUGGUUGGGCUUGUGCACUACCCAGUGUUCCACAUGGAAGUCAUGAAGGGAACCUGCUUUGAGCCCCUGCGCAUGAACACCAGCAUUGCAGGCUUCCACUACGCACGAUUUGCUGUGGGCUUCGCGCUCCCUCUCUGCAUCAUUGUGUUCACCAACCACCGCAUCUUCCGCAGUAUCGAGCUGAGCGGGGGCCUGACUGCUGCCCAGAAGGCCAAGGUGAAGCACUCGGCCAUCGCGGUUGUCGUCAUCUUCCUGGUCUGCUUCGCCCCCUACCACGUGGUGCUCCUCGUCAAAGCCGCUGCCUUUUCCUACUACAGAGGGGACAGGGAGGCUGUGUGCGCCUUCGAAGCCCAUGUGUACACUGCCUCCGUGGUAUUUCUGUGCCUGUCCACGGUCAACAGCGUGGCUGACCCCAUCAUCUAUGUACUGGCCACAGACCAUUCCCGGCAAGAAGUUGCCAGAAUCCACAAGGGCUGGAAAAAGUGGUCCACGAAGAUAGAGGACACUAGGCUCACACAGUGGAAGGACUCAGAGGAGACACGCUCACCCACGCCACUCACCCACAACUACGCAUUCCCCGCACCUGGCAACGCCCCAGGGCCGCAGCCAGCUGAGUGGGGCUCGCUGUGCACCCUGGAAAUCCCGACUGAGGAGUUCUGACAAGGAAGGGACCUCUCUACCUGCCUCAUGUCCUGGCUGGCU